AGUGCUAGUGAAUAAAUGGUUACACCAAACUAAACCGCUUUGUCAUCUUCUUCUAGACAUAGCAGCAAUGUUGCUGGAAAAAAUACAUUUCAGCUUCAGCCUGAUGGUGUAAAAUCCUGUUUUCCCGUUAAUUAUUUCCAGCUUCCGUUCGUACGGUGGGCUUUGGUUUUAGCUUCUAGUGUUAGUAAAUGUUUCUUCCAGGGAUUAUUCAGUUUAUGGCUGGUUGUUUCAGAUGGAUAUGAGACGGAUUUGGCAUGUUCAAGGCUAUUAUGUUGUACUGUUCACGGUCAAAGGAGGGUGACAAACUAUGCAGUGUAGAAGACUGUAAUCCUGGCACAGGAGUGUAUCUGCGGCAUGGCUACAUAUACUCCUCACUAGCAGGCUAUGUGCUCAGGAAAAAUGAGGGAGAGGAGUUACCAGUGAUUUCAGUAGUGCGGGAAACAGAAGCACAACUUCUGCCAGAUGUAGGAGCUAUAGUCACCUGUAAGGUGACCAGCAUCAACCCCAGGUUCGCCAAGGUUCACAUUCUCUAUGUAGGCUCCACACCCCUCAAAGACCGCUUCAGGGGGACUAUCAGAAAAGAAGAUGUGCGUGCAACAGAGAAGGACAAGGUGGAGACGUACAAAAGCUUCAGACCUGGCGACAUUGUCCUGGCAAAAGUGAUUUCUCUGGGUGACGUUCAGUCUAACUACCUGCUGACGACGGCGGAGAAUGAGCUGGGGGUGGUGGUGGCACACAGUGAAGCAGGUGCCCAGAUGGUUCCCAUCAGCUGGUGUGAGAUGCAGUGCCCACGGACACAAUCCAAAGAGUUUCGCAAAGUGGCCCGAGUGCAGCCGGAGUAUCUGCAGGCGUGAGAGCCCUGAAACCUCUCUCUUCUACAAGAAACACACAACUUCCUCACCCUGCUUCAUUCACUGUCAUCACAUAGCCUCCUACCUCUGCAUCAGAUGUUUUCAGAGGUGCUGGACAACAUGCUGUUUGUUCGCUACUUCUGGUUUCACAUAGCUUUCCUUCUGCAUAUUUUGUCAUCAUUUGAUUGUGCCAGCUUGAAAACACCGAAGCAGCACCAGGACAUUCUGAACAAUGUAGUGACUUCUUAGCAGAUUUCAGUGCCAACAAUGCGGUUUUGUUAAGCUUGUCUUAAAAUGCCUGAUGGCAGUCUGGAUUGAACUGUACAUGACAGAAAUGACUUGGCUCUCUCAUGAGAGUACAUCACUGCUGUCAAACUUUCAAAGUGAUCACUACAGUCUUAUGCAAAAGUUUAGGCACCCCUUGAUAAAUAACAGAU
Monopterus albus (swamp eel) is the source of this 1288-nucleotide messenger RNA. RefSeq names its product exosome component 1 (gene exosc1). Gene Ontology annotation, cellular component: cytoplasm; nuclear exosome (RNase complex). Bases 255 to 854 code for a protein of 199 amino acids. The transcript is spliced from 8 exons. Gene Ontology annotation, molecular function: RNA binding. Gene Ontology annotation, biological process: RNA processing. The record is from RefSeq and is a predicted model, not a curated record. NCBI's taxonomy places the organism in Eukaryota, Metazoa, Chordata, Actinopteri, Synbranchiformes, Synbranchidae.